AACGAAGAAAAUCCAAAUUAGCUUAAAAGCCCCGCUUCCACUACCACUUCUACGACUUCGAUCGAGGAUAGAAGCAGGCACAGACCCCUCUCAGGAAUCGGGAAGUGCGGUGGUGGAUUUCGCCGGCGAUGACGACGCCCAACAACCUUCCCAACGGCGGCCGCCACCAGCGCCCACACCCUCCGCCCGACCCUCGGAGGCAGCGCCACUACCUCGGCACGCCCAUGGCCACUCCUUCCUCCUCCUCUUCCUCCGCCGCCUCCUUCAAGGGUUGCUGCUGCUGCCUCUUCCUACUCCUCACCUUCCUCGCCCUCCUCGCCGUCGCCGUCGCUCUCGUCGUCGUCCUCGUCCUCAAGCCCAAGAAGCCCCAGUUCGACCUCCAGCAGGUGGCCGUGCAGUACCUCCUCGUCGCCCCCACCGCCUCCCCUUCGGACCCCAGUUUCUCCGCCGGAGGGAGCCCCCCCGCGGCCUACCUCUCCCUCAACAUCUCGCUGCUCUUCAUCGCGGACAACCCCAACAAGGUGGGAAUCCGGUACGAGGCGGCGGCGCUCGAUGUGAUGUACCGCGGCGUGCCGCUCGGCGUGGCGACGGUGCCGGGCUUCGAGCAGCCCGCGCACAGCAGCCGCCUCGUCCAGACCCGCGUCGCCGUCGACCGCUUCAACGUGCUCCAGGCAGACGCGCUCAACCUCGUCCGCGACGCCGCCAUCAACGACCGCGUCGACCUUCGCCUCACCGGCGACGUCGCCGCCAAGAUCCUUCUCCUCGGCAUAUCCACCCCUAGGGUUCAGGCGUCGGUGGAUUGCGCAAUCGUGAUCAGCCCCAGAAAGCAAUCACUCACCUACAAGCAGUGCGGUGUCGACGGUUUAAAUUUGUAAAUCAUAAACAGAAAAGACGAGUUCAGUUAGCUUAAAGGCGAAGCAAAGUGGUUGUCAGCUGUGGAAAACAAGCCACCACUGGCACUCAUCCAAUGCAGCCCAUCCAAGUGCUCGCUCAUUUCCCCCCUUUAUUUUUUUUCUGGGGAGAGUGAGGUAGAACUGAAGCUUUUCCCAACGUCAAUUUGUUCUCUGCUUUUGCUGACCAUUUUCCAGUUUCAAAUCCAGAAGUGAUUUGGUGUUUCGAUUUAGGUGUGCUAAGUGUUUUGAUUUUGAGGAUGUUAGGAGUCAUGAUGAUUUCAUUUUUCGUCUGCUACAGGAAGAUAUGUGGCAUCGAGUCAUUACUGUAGUAUUUUGCUAAACUAAUGUGCCAGGCAAAGCACAAAGGUUAGUAUAGCUGUUUCUGAAGCAAAAGUUGUGAUUCUUGUAGAAGACGAUCAACGUGUAAAGCCUGCAUGGAUUGAGCGUCUUCACUCUGAGUUGAUUGUGCAAAUGCAGUGAGUGAACCUUCUAUUUCGCA
Messenger RNA from Zingiber officinale, 1392 nucleotides. Its product is annotated as NDR1/HIN1-like protein 6. The coding region runs from base 129 to 875 and encodes 248 amino acids. Lineage: Eukaryota; Viridiplantae; Streptophyta; Magnoliopsida; Zingiberales; Zingiberaceae. The record is from RefSeq and is a predicted model, not a curated record. The transcript is spliced from 2 exons. Gene Ontology annotation, cellular component: plasma membrane.